CUUUGCCCGACCUCAAGGAUGUGGUAAGUAAUUGUUAAGGAGUGUUUUAAAAUGUGUCUACGAUUUAAUAAUAUUUGCUAUGUGACAUUUUUUGCUUUUGUGUAAUUUUUAUCGUUUGUUGAAUAUUUUUUUUACAUGAAACCGGUUAUUUAAUUGUGUGACCCUAAACAUGUUUUUAAUACGGUGAAUGCCGAAAUUUUGAACACAUAACUUUUUAUAAACAUUUCUUGUGACAAAAUGCGUGAAUAAUGUGAUAUUGUAGUUUUAAAAAUAUUUUCAGUACAGAAAUAUAUAUUUUUUUCUGUAAUGUGAAGUUGUUAAGCACAUAUAUUCUAAGUGAAUGUUUUUGAAAUAAAAUUUUUUAACUACGCUUAGUCUAGUUUUGAAUAAAAUAGUUUGAAAAACAGUCAAGAAAAGGGCUGUUAAGUUCAAAAUACAAAAAAGUGAAGUGAAAUUGGCACAAUAAAUAAUAAUUAUGUACAAAAACAAUUUUAAUUUCAUGCCUAAAAGGUUUCGUCUUUUGUAUGCAAAUUUUGCCAAUCACCAUUUUUUGUUGUAAUCAUACAUUUUUUUUUAAACGCCAAAUCAGGCUACAAAAUUCAAAUUUCACGUAGAACGUAUUUUGAAUACUUAAUUAUUAUAUUUUUAUUUAGUUAUUUGCCGUUUGAAGUUAUAAAUUCAAGUACGUACUUGCUUAGAUACCUUUUUAGCGAUGAAAUAAUUGCUAAUUACAAAAAAACAACCCGUGAAUAAUAAUAAAAAAAAUUUAUAUAUAUAUUAAAGCGUAUAACCUCGUUAUUUAAAAAAUAUUCGUUUGAAACUACAAAAAUAUUUGAAUAAAAUAUUUUCAUGUCAAAAUAAAAAGUGAAUAUUUUUAUAAAAUUUUUACUGCCAUUUAGAGCAACUAAAACUCAAGAAAAACCAAAAAUAAUAAUAAAUUUAAUUCUUGCUGCAUCAUUUUCUAUUAAAGGGUUACGCCAUUAUUUCUACAAAACUCAGUUUAGUCAAUAAAUAUGUCGCGGAAGCGCUGAUAAUGUUCAAAUUAUGCCACUGUUUACCCACCUACAUACACUUUAUCUGUAAACAAAUUAAGCUAAUUUGACAUAAAUCAAAAUUUCCAUACAACUUCAUACGCUGACAGCUCCUUGACACUUGUGAUAAUUGCAUAUUUAAUGUACUCGUAUAUACUAAAUACCUACAUGCAUAAAUAUAAAAUCAAAACUAUGAAUUAUAUGCCCAUGCCAAUAAGCAUACCCCCAUUUAUGCCCUCAACUACUUUUGUGUUUUCACCACCCACCAAGUAGCCGUUAUAAGCCGCAGUAUUGUGGCAUUGCGCAUUUAGGUGACCAACAACCUUCACUAAGUUCGGUGUGCAUUUUUAGCAAAUAUUCGAGAAACUAUAUUCCAAAUGCAACGUCAACGCUGUAGCAAGAGUGCAAGAAGGCCACCAGUGCGCAAGAGCACUGUGCGCGCAGAGCAAAAGGAGCUGAAUGUGACACCCGUUCAUAGCGUGAAUAUUGCCUUUAAGACGGCCACUUUUGGCAUGGGCUGCUUCUGGGGCGCCGAAUCGUUAUUUGGCGGCAACAAAGGCAUUUUGCGCACAACUGUCGGCUAUGAGGGCGGCUCCAAGGAUUCACCAACGUACCGUAGCCUUGGUGAUCAUACUGAAGUACUGGAGAUUGACUACGAUCCCAAAACCAUCUCGUUCAAACAACUAUUGCAUCUCUUCUGGAACAAUCAUGAAUACGGUCUUACCAACCCCAUCAAGCGUCAGUAUAUGUCAUUGAUCUUAUAUCACGAUGAUGAGCAAAAGAAGAUCGCUGAAGAAUCAAUUGUAGAGGAGCAAAAGAAACGUAUGCCUGAAAAAAUUAUUACCGAGAUUUUACCGAAAGGAAAAUUCUAUCCUGCUGAAGACUAUCACCAGAAAUACCGUCUGCAGGGCCACAAAGAUCUCGCCGAAACUCUGAAUCUCGAUGCAAAACUGUUGCGCACCUCCUACGUGGCCACCAAAUUGAAUGGUUACCUAGCGGGUGUGGGUGGCGUUAAGCAAUUCAAAGAUGAAAUCGAUACACUUGGCUUGACACCCUCACAAAAGGAAUAUUGCCUGUAUCAGGUGGAGCAGAAUGAGGGUACGGGCCUUUAUUGUUGAGCGGCUGGCGAUUCGUUCAGCAACCAUCGGCGCCAUUGCAGCCCAUUGCUUGAUGUGAAGAAGCGGAUAUAUACUUCUGCAUGAAUUUACUCAUACAUAUUUAUUUUGUUAACGAAAAUUUUAAGCCUAAAGCGUCUAUUUACUCAGUGAAACAUGUCACUUUGGCUUUUCGCUUAAACGGUAGUUUGCGGUGUAUGCAUACACCAUGGGCGUACCAGUUUUUGGAUGCCAUAUGUAUUAUUAUUAUUAUGACACUAUUAUGCAGGUAGUAUGAAUUUAGAAUUUUUAUAGAAUAUAAUUUUUAAAUUUUAAAUGAGUGUGAUAGAACUAUUCCAGAGAAAAUAUGUGCUACUACAAAGAAGAAGAAGUAAAAACAUUGUAUGGAAUUAUAGAAAAAUAAUUAUUUUUACAAAAAUAAAUAUAUAUAUACAACACGUUUUGAUUUAAUGAUUGAAA
Messenger RNA from Bactrocera oleae (olive fruit fly), 2605 nucleotides. RefSeq names its product methionine sulphoxide reductase A (gene MsrA). Lineage: Eukaryota; Metazoa; Arthropoda; Insecta; Diptera; Tephritidae. The record is from RefSeq and is a predicted model, not a curated record. Gene Ontology annotation, molecular function: peptide-methionine (S)-S-oxide reductase activity.